UGUAUGUGCGUGCCAUGCACUACAUAUGUAUUUACGGGACCCCGUAUUUACGUGUACAUAUUAUGUGUAGGCCUACGCACGUACGUCGUCCACAGACUUGAUCCUCGUGUUUUGGAACUGAAUUGAAGGGGGUAGAUGCAGCAUGUAUACCCAUUAAACUUUUGUGAGAGUGUGAGUAUUGCAUCAUGGGUGGCUGCUGUUGCAAUAACAACGAUGCUACAGAAGAUGAUGGUGAGGAAAAAUGCAUCAUAGCUGAUGACGAAGAGCAGGAGCCAUCGUCCAAGGGUUAUGGCUCUGUGUCAACAGUGGAGGAUAAACAUGAACUACAGUAUCAAGAACCACCCGACACAAAUAGGAACGUGAAACAAAGCCCUAGCACAGAUGAGCUUACACAGUCAGCAGAACCAUCAUCUGAUGAACAGUCAUCUACCAUUGAUCUCCAUGUAUCAAAGAGCGGUAUAUCACUCCAGCAAACCUCAGAAGGUCAAGCUUCUGAGACUGAGGUGACUAGCAAUCUUGAUGAAGCAGUCAGUGAUGAUAUGUCACAGGGUGAUGUGGAUAGGGAGAUAGAUGAGUUAGUGGCAGCAGCAAUGGCUGCCAAGGUUGUCUAUCCACCAAGUGCUGCUCAGGAGGAAUCUUCAUUGUGUCGAUCUCCUAAACCAUCUGCUGGCCAUGAACCAUCUACCAUAUCAACCCAGGACCUUGCAGCAUCAGACCAGGAUGAAGACAGCGAUCAAGAGGCCACACCUUCUAAAGGCCUAUCACUCAUUAAGAAAACACAGCUGUCAUUCAAGAGAGCCAAGGCUAGGGCAACAUCCAUGGUCUCGAUGCCUUCUAAGAGUAGCAGUGGCGAGCAGAUUGAAAAGCAACGCAAAAGUCUUCAAGAGAAAAAAACAUCUCGGCCGGACAAAAAAAAGUUCAGCAUGGAGGAAAGAGCCAUGGAGGGAGAUGUCAAGAAGCCAUUGUAUUCAAAGAAAAACAGCAGGGAGUCGCAGACUACCGGUACUGCCAGCAAAGUAGGAACUAAGGCAGGUAAAAAGAAAACGGGAUUUAUUCCUGGAGAACGGAUGAGAUCUCACUAUGCUAAAGAUCGAGUUGGCAAGUUUGAGGUUGAACGAGAUGUUAGAGAAAAAAUGGCAGCUCAUAAAUCAGCAAGUGACCCAAGAAAGGCUGCAUUGGAACGGGGGGAACGUCUUGGCCAACUUGACGAUACCAUCCAAGAUAUGAGAGAUCAUUCCUCCUCUUUUGCUCAGGUAGCACGACAACUUCGGGAUGAACAACGAGGCAGAACAUCCACGUUUCCAUGGUGAUAAGAAACUAGUACAGAAUUUUUAAUCCAAAAUUUAAAAGUUUCUCACAGCCUUCGGUUGGGAACAUUUUAUCCAAAAUGGUUCAGUUUGGGUUCGGCUGCUAAGAGCAAAUUGGGGAGUGGACUACAGUUAACCAUAACUGGACUAGCUUCACUCAAAGAAUGAUGGUUGGACUACUCCAGUCAGAUAUUUAGAACUGGACUACUGGGCACUGUUCCAUCACUGGUUACCUAUAGCCGUGUGCAUCAUAAAUCACAACGGGGGACCAGGACCAAGAGGUUCAGUGAUGACACUUUGACCAGCAUUUGACUAGAGGUGUUUGCACGUUGCUAUUACUGCGCAGGCAUAAGUUACCGGUACCUCACAAAUCAACCACUAGUGAAUAUCGAUCCUCGCCCUUACUUGCUCAAAUUUGAACAUCAAAGCGAGUUGCUACGGCCAUAGACCUGUUAAUCACCUGUAUGCCCUUUGCAGGACCCAGUCACAUGCCAUAAUAAACCUGCCCAUGCCACACUGUCACUGCUUCAUAGCAACAAUUUUAAAAAAACAAUAAAUAUUUUAUGUGCUUGAUGUGGAAAACGCAUCCAUAUUGCCCAUUUCGUCUUUAAUACUAAAAAAUGCUUCUCAACAACAUUUGGACAUUACCGGUAUACAUUUGUUCACAUUGAUGUUGAUUGAGAGUGCAUGAAGCAUGGCUAAAUCAGUUUUAAAAACUUGUUGCUCGACGUGACCUCUAAUUUGUGUAGCAGUUGUGUAGACUGGAUUUUGGCCAAAUAAAGAUGCUAGCUAGAACGGUAUAAGGAACGUGAGCCAGCUAGUCCUUGGCAAUGACAGCAUGAAAUAUGUCAUACAGUGCAUUUCUGAAAAGAUCUAAAACUGAAGAUUUCAGUUGGAAUGUUCCUAUUCUGUAUUCUUUACAUAUGUUUUUUAAUGUAUUUAUUUUAAGUAUUGGUCAUACCAAUACCUUGGGUUGUCAUGGUGCUUUGUCAGGAACAUUUGUACAACUUGGUUUGAAAUCUGUGGUGCUAAGUCGUCCAUGACUGCAGGAAUGCAAAUAAGGAUAUUAAUGGAAACCACCAUCUAUAUCGUAACUACACAUACAGACAGGUAGUUAAGUAUACAAUUUCAAUGUACAUGUAUUAGCCCGAUAGUUUUAUGGUUUUUUUACAUUUGCCCUUCACAGUCAUCUUAUGGGCUCAGUGCACAAGUACCCCUUCAAUGACCAGAAAAGGAGAUCUGGGGGAGACCUACAAUCCUGGCCAAAUCUCGCUGGGCCCCCAACCCCCCGGCCCCCGCUCAAUGUUGUCUCUCAUUGCGCGCUGUGUGCUUCAUCAGCUGGAUAGAACAACAUUGACCGGGAGAGCGGGGGAGUGGGUGAUCGUGGGAGGCUAAGGAAGUGUCCCAAACAUUUUGGCCAGGAUUGUAGACUGGUUCCCGAUCCAUCUACUGCAUAUUUUGAAUGAUAACAAGUUAUUGGGGCGGGGAUUAGUCUGGGAGACCAGGCAGACAACAUGACUUUGGGAUAUUAUGCACAGGCCUCCAUGUAGUUGCUGUCCAUUGAUGAACACUACCUUGAAGGUGGAAACAAAAUGUAUGCAUAGAUUCUUUGUAUUGCAGCCAUCUAGGAGGUUUGUACUUCUGUUCUCGGUGAUAAAUAUGCAUGAGUAGGCCUCUGUGCGUUCCCGGUGAUAAAUUUGCAUGAGUAGGCUUAUGUGCGUUCGUAAUAUAAAGAAACUUCAAGGAUGGCUGCUAGCUGCAAAGGGUCAAUAAUAAAACAUCCCACCUUACUUGGCGAAGGGUGAGCAGUUUGUAAAUAAAAGAUAAUUAUGUUUGGACAUGAAAAUGCUGUUUAAACCUUGAGAGGCCUUGUCAUUCACAUUUCAGGUAUCUGGUGUAAACUGAUUAACAUAAUUUCAGUGGAAUUUGACAUGUGUGCCUUUUAUUAUAAAUAUAGGCUGCAGAGUUUGAAAUGGGAAAUUUCAAUGAUGUGUCAAAGUCAUCAUGCUAUUUAACACAUUUUUUUAUUGCAGCUGUUCUUGUUUUUCUUGACCAUGGUCAGGAGAGGGUUAUAACAUUCAGGCACGUAGUACUGUUUACUCCUUGUGCAAUGGUGUUGAUCUUAAUUUGAAAUGCUGACAUCACCAUAACAUCUUCAUUAGUCGUGACAAACACACUUGCACUGUACCAAGUUAAAAUUCAUUCAAUAAAUUAAUACAUGUACUUGAUAAUGGAAAGCUGGUCAAAAUUGAACUUCCAUUAAAAAUUAAUUUUCUAAUAUCACGAGUUAGGAAAAUUAAACUAUUCAUGAAUUGAAAUUUGAAAAUUCAACUUGAGGCAGUGCAGUAUAUUAAGUGAAGUGUGCUUUUGAGAAAAACAGAAUCUUUGGCAAUCUUUCAAACACAGACCCACCAAAAUAAGGAGAAAACAUUGGCUUGUUGUAAUUUAGGAGAAAAUUAAAGUAUAAUUGAUAUCUGAAAUUAAAUAUUAUUUGACAUUGAUGAUACAAGUAUCAAACAAGGCUGAUUCAAGCUAGCACUCAGUUUGGGGAUUUACAGUAAUCCUGCAUGUCUAAAUUUUAGUCUGAAUCUGAUGCUGUGUUGAUGUGCAAAUAUACCGCUGAAAAUGAUGCUGGCUUUACCUUGUAUUCAAAGAUAUUUGCUUUUUUUUUCACUAUUUUCUCAAACAGUACUACCAUCUGAAGGUGCAAGUUUUAUUUGGAACACCAAAUAUUAGUGUAUGGUUUCACUUGCUAUGGUACUCAACAAUUUCGCAGCUUAGUUUUUUAACAUCCCGCAUUGGAUUUAACUGUUGUUAUAACAGAACAAAAAAAGUUUCUUGACUUCUUUUCUAAGAAGAAGAAGAGGCGUUUUUUUUAAUUUUCGUUUUCGUUCUCAGUAAAUGUCUAAGUACCAAACACUGCUUAGUCUAGCCACAGACUCAUUGGGGUUUUCACAAACAUAAAUGUGCAUUAUUUGGUCCAAAGGGAAGAAUUUAAUU
This is a messenger RNA of Patiria miniata (bat star), 4307 nucleotides long. RefSeq lists its product as uncharacterized. NCBI's taxonomy places the organism in Eukaryota, Metazoa, Echinodermata, Asteroidea, Valvatida, Asterinidae. The transcript is spliced from 5 exons. Bases 186 to 1310 code for a protein of 374 amino acids. The record is from RefSeq and is a predicted model, not a curated record.